AAUUUUAUAAGUUUUUGAAUUUUAAUGCAUAGCCUUUUCACAUUAAAAUAACCUUCGUCAAUUAAGAUAUAACGAGGUAUAAAAUUUUUUUCUAAACUUUUAAGCCGUCUUUCUAUAGUUAUAAAAAUGGUCCUGAACAUCAAAUCGGUGCUUGUGGUUGAUGGUGUGGGAGCCAAUUGCGCUGAAAUCCUUAAUUCUCACGGAAUCAAAGUCACCACAAAGGCUAAGAUUACAAAGGCCGAACUCCUCAAGGAAAUACCGAACCACGACGCUCUCGUGGUGAGGUCAGCAACACAAGUGACAAAGGAGGUUUUGGAUGCCGGCAGCAACCUGAAAGUGGUGGGGCGCGCCGGCGCGGGCGUCGACAAUAUCGACGUCGCAGCUGCCGGCAGCAAGGGAGUUGGUGUCAUCAACGCGCCUGGAGCUAAUGCUUUAAGUGCAUGCGAGUUAACAUGCUCUCUAACACUAGCCCUUUCGAGGCACGUGGUACCAGCGGCGGCUGCGUUGAGGGCUGGACGUUGGGACCGUGCGUUGUACACUGGCUCGGAACUAAAUGGAAAGACUCUGGCAAUACUUGGCCUUGGAAGAGUUGGUCGAGAAGUUGCUAUUAGGAUGCAUUCUUUUGGCAUGAAGAUCGUUGGAUUCGAUCCCUUCGUGAGUGCGGAGCAGUGUAAAGAGUUCCACGCCACCAAGAUGGAGCUGAAUGAGAUCUGGCCUAUUGCAGACUAUAUCACACUACACACUCCCCUUAUUGAGUCCACCAGAAAUUUCAUCAAUGCCAAUGUUCUAAAACAGUGCAAGAAGGGCAUUAAGAUUGUAAAUGUCGGUCGCGGUGGUCUCAUAAACGAGAGAGAUUUACUGGAUGCACUUAAUUCUGGCCAGGUUGGAGGAGCAGCACUCGACGUAUUCGAACAGGAACCACCCACUGACCCUCUCACCCUGGAAGUCAUCCAGCACCCCGCGGUCGUUGCAACCCCUCAUCUUGGAGCAUCAACUAAAGAGGCUCAAGUGCGUGUGGGAUCAGAAAUUGCUGAGCAGCUAGUGAACCUAGUCAAACCAGGUACCUACUCCACACCUCUUGCAGAAGUCACCAGAGUUCUCAAUAAGUGAUUCGCUGCAUCGUCAACAUAAGUCUUCAUAACAAUCAUUCGGAUCUCGUCCUCAAAGAUUGGAAAGGAUCUUGGCUGUGACUGCAUUACUUCAAAUAUAUUUACAUAUUUGAACAUUCAUUAAAAUAAGUUAUUGCGUAUUUUACUAUGUCUAGUGGAUA
Diatraea saccharalis (sugarcane borer) is the source of this 1270-nucleotide messenger RNA. Lineage: Eukaryota; Metazoa; Arthropoda; Insecta; Lepidoptera; Crambidae. The record is from the annotation of a GenBank genome assembly.